AUGUGUCUAGUUAUCUACCAAGCAAUACCAUCAUCCAUGUUCUUGUUAUUAUUCUUUGAGCCUCUUAGUAUUGCUUUCGAAACACUACAGGGCAUUUUGGUUCAUGGAUUUCAAUUGGUUGGUAUAUGGGCUCAUCACUCACGAGGCAAAACAACAGAUUCCAAACUAUUAACGUUUAUGGAUACGUCAGCAGCACCAGGUUCACAAUUGGAAUGGGGAUGGAAGCUUGUUAUAUUUCAGCAUGUAUGCUUUUUCCUAGAUAUUAUGACGUUGUUAAUGGCUUUUGGGCACUAUGUGCAAAUAUGGCGGCUUAAUGGGAUGCCAUUCCUUAUGCUUCUCCUAUUUCUUGUUCAUUGCAUUAUUGUUGGGCCUUAAUCACCAUGUUAACCAUCAUCUAAUUAUGUUUGUAAGUUUAUUAAGGGUAGUUUAUCACAUUGUGUUUGUAAUUUUAUUUAACAUGUGAACUUGUUUAAUUAAGUUUUAUGUUUUUUUAAUUCAAGGGGUC
Molecule: messenger RNA, 505 nt
Organism: Lactuca saligna
Lineage: Eukaryota; Viridiplantae; Streptophyta; Magnoliopsida; Asterales; Asteraceae
Source: the annotation of a GenBank genome assembly